Pimephales promelas (fathead minnow) is the source of this 1471-nucleotide messenger RNA. RefSeq lists its product as uncharacterized. The record is from RefSeq and is a predicted model, not a curated record. Lineage: Eukaryota; Metazoa; Chordata; Actinopteri; Cypriniformes; Leuciscidae.
ACAGAUAUAUAUCACAGUUCAGUCGUGUUUCCUAUCAGUCGGAGUGUUAUUAAACAUUUUAAGGAUCACUUUUGCAGGGUUUUCAGUGAACAGAUGAAGAAAAUGUUUCUUAAAUUAGUUUUGAUCUGUUUGUGGCGUCUGGAUGGUGUGUUUGGUUAUGUAGUUUUUUCAGAAAUGUCAGUGAUGGAGGGAGAUUCGGUCACCCUGUCACCCAGUGAAAGCUACGGUACAUUUGAAAUUAAGGAUGGAUAUCCAAUAUGGUGGUGGUUUGGAGAAUAUUUACUAGCUGAAAUAAAUGUAAUUAAUGACAGCAUCGCUGUAUAUGAUGAUGUCGCUGAUGGGAGAUUCAGAGACAGACUGACGGUGGACAAUCAAACCGGAUUUCUGAUCCUCACAAACAUCUCAACUGAUCAUGCUGGAAAGUAUAACGUAAAAACCGACACCGACCAACCAAUGAGUACAGAUUUCACUCUCAUUAUCAACUAUAAGGUGAAGUCAGUGUCAGAAGUCAGAGAUUCAGUCACUUUAAACCCUGGUCUUACUGAAAUAGGCCUACGUGAAAAUACCUUACUCUGGGAGACUGAAUCACUAGCUUUCACUGACGGGAGAUUCAGAGACAGACUGAAGCUGGACAAUCAAACUGGAUCUCUGACCAUCACAAACAUCACAACUGAUCAUACUGGAAUCUAUAAACUUCGUAUAACUAAUGAAUUGUUACCACCAUCAUCAAAAACAUUCAAUGUUUCCGUCUAUGCUCGUCUACCUGUUCCUGUCAUCAUCAAUAACUCUUCACACUGUUCUUCAUCAUCGUCAAAUUGUUCAUUGGUGUGUUCAUCAGUGUUGAAUGUGAGUCAUGCGACUCUCUCCUGGUACGCAGGAAUGAGUGUAUUGUCCAGCAUCAGUGUGUGUGAUCUCAGCAUCAGUCUCUCUCUACCUCUGGAGGUGGAACAUGAGGAUAAAAACACCUACACCUGUGUGUUGAACAAUCCCAUCAGCAACCAGACCACACAUCUGGACAUCAACACACUCUGCAGCCACACAUGUGCAGACUCUGUCCACUGUUGUGGUCCUACUGAAGCUGUGCUCCGAUUGGUCCUCUCUGCUCUGGUGGGCGUGGCUACGGUCAUUGUUCUGAUUUAUGACAUCAGAUCCAGAAGAGCUGAACGAGAUCAAGCACAUAUUCACAUAUCAGGAAGUAUUGAAAUCUAAAGCAGUACGCCGAAAAUCAAAGUUGUUUUUCUAGUGUUUUUGUGCUUAUAAAUGUAGUUUAUUACUCAAGCUUGUACUAUCCCUUUGCAUUUUCAACGUCUUGAUAUUUUUAAACAUUUAUAUUUUAUUUUUAUUGUUUAUAUUUCCCUCAGACUUGUAAAACAAAAGAAUAAAGAGUUAAACAGAUGUCACUUUACUAUUACCGCUCUCCAUUUGUCAUAUGUAUUUUGCUUGGCUUUAUCAAUAAAAGUUCUCACUCUGA